ACAUUUUUUUAUACACCCGAUAAAAAUUGCUUUUUCUCCUUUAUUCAAAUUUUUACACAUACUUUGAUGUUCACUUUAUACCAAAUGUAAUGAGACUUUUUGUCAUGUGUUAAGAUAAUGGCACACAUAACUGCAUAUUUUGCAGCUCGAGAUUAUACAAAACCUGCGAUUGAUCGUCGCAUUGCUGAAUUAUUAAAAAGAAGAGUCGGUUUAGAAGAAUUACCUACUGAAAGUUUAAAAGAACGACUUGCCAAAUUUAAGGAGAAUCGAAAUGCUAGACAAGCAUUGCUUAAAGCAACCCAUAGACAGGUCUUGGAAGUUGCUGCUUUUAUUUUAAAUGUAGAUCCAGAUACUUUAGAAGAAGGAAUCAUUGAUAAAGACGAAUAUAUCAAUGUUCUUGAUAGUUUCUUCCUUAAAGAUGGAAAGCGUGCAAUUCUUAUACACUAUCAACCAAUGGAACCACCUCCAUUUGAAUCAGGAAGAUGGAAUCCACAAUAUGAGCGUGAAACUGAAGUAAUACGUUGUUGUGUUACUGAUGGUUCUACAGAACAACUUUCUGGCAAAUGUGUUAUAGUUUAUAGAUUGAAAUCAGACAUUGAUUUUGAAACAAAGCAUCUUCAUGAAGAAGCAUAUUAUGCAUAUGCAGAAGUUGACCCAGUAUCUCGAAGUGCACUUGCAGCCAUAUCAGAUUUAAUUUUAAGGCUAAAUUUACCAGCAAUAAUUGCUAAUAAAGUAUGGGGUGAAUUGUCAAAAUGUGAAACUGGUGACAAAGUUGUGAACAAUUUUAUUUGUGAUUUUAGAGACUUUUGUGAAUUUCUAAGCAGUAAGAGAGUACAACUCAUAAUCAUUUAAAGUCAUAUCUAUAUCUAUACAAUGAAACUACUAUUUCUAUAUUUUGUUUAGUGACUAAAAUAGAUUUAGAAAAUACAAUAAAAUUUUACACCGAUUGGGAGGCCUAUCAUAAGUAUAUAGAAUUGCCAGAAAAUAAUAAACAAAGUCUUACUAACCCAGAAGCUGUAGAAGCUAUAGAAAAUAAUCUUAAAUUAUGGAUGAAAAGUAUGGAACGGGUAAAGUUUAUGAGUGUAGCAUUUUAUUUUAAUCCACUAAAAAAUUAUAUGUAUUUGGAUAUAUAGGCCAU
Molecule: messenger RNA, 1138 nt
Organism: Bombus impatiens (common eastern bumble bee)
Lineage: Eukaryota; Metazoa; Arthropoda; Insecta; Hymenoptera; Apidae
Product: dynein heavy chain 8, axonemal-like
Exons: 4
Coding region: 118-852 (244 amino acids)
Source: RefSeq, a predicted model, not a curated record